This is a messenger RNA of Solea senegalensis (Senegalese sole), 9019 nucleotides long. RefSeq names its product nck-associated protein 5-like. Gene Ontology annotation, cellular component: microtubule plus-end. Lineage: Eukaryota; Metazoa; Chordata; Actinopteri; Pleuronectiformes; Soleidae. The transcript is spliced from 14 exons. The coding region runs from base 1215 to 5474 and encodes 1419 amino acids. Gene Ontology annotation, biological process: microtubule bundle formation; microtubule depolymerization. The record is from RefSeq and is a predicted model, not a curated record.
UCUCUUCUCUCCCCCUCUCUAUAGCUGCCCAUUUUCCUCCCCUUCUACACCGUGACUCCUACAUCUUUCCCUUUUCUCCUCUUCUCCUUUUGUGUCACGUAGUGGAGAGAUGCAUCUCCUGUCUGUCAGGAAAAAGGCAGCGAUACUAAACGAGAACAAAAACACUCAGUGGGAUUUGUUAUUUUCGCCCCUCUCGCUUUUUAGUUAAAUGACAGUCAUUUUUUUUAUCAUAUCACCUCCUCCUUCCUUUUCUAUACUGUGCUGCUUCACAGAUUUCCACCGGCUAAUCUCACCCUAUAGGACGGCUUUGAUUUUUAUCUGUGGCUGAGUGCCACUUCGAUGCUGCUACACUAUGUGAGCCCACAUUUGCCAUCCCUCCCUAAACCUAUCACAGUGUGGGAAGUAAACGUGUGCCACCUAUGAAGUCAGCAGUCCCCCAACCCCCACCCUUAACACAUGUUCAGCAUCCUCUGGGCAGCACUGAGACACAGCUGAGAAUUAGAGACAGAGAGAGGGAGAGAGAGAGCAGUGAAGUGGAAAUAUGGGUGAGCGUCAGGGAAAGACAGAAAUAGAGCAAUAAAGCAGUGAAUUUAGUCAGAGAGAGAGAUAGAGAGAGAGAGUAGAGGAGGAGGAGGAGGAGGAGGAAUAGAGACAGUCUCUUCUCAGAGGAUGUGAUGCUUUGUGCAGCCAAGGCUGUAUUUGUGUGUGUGUGGAUGUAAGAAUCGCCUCGGAUUAGCUGCCACCCCAGAGACCUGCACGGUGGACUUGUUUGCAUACGGAUCCCAAAACAGCAGCAGACAGAGGAUGCGACAGCAGCUGGACACUGGGAUCCAUGUGGGCCUGUGACGUCUGCACUCGCCUCCGUGGUCGCCUGUUGUCAUCCGCUUGUGAGAAUGGCUCCAGCAGCAGCAGCAGCAGCAGCAUCAUCAUCAUCAUCAGCAGCAGCAGCAGCAGCACUGACCCAGAUUGUGGCACACGGUCGGUCUGUGAACGCGAUGCAGUCGAGACGAGCCCCACACCUCGGCAGUGACCGCUCAGCCCGCUGCGUCUGCUGACAUCUGUCUCCGUGGAUACGCACAACCACUGGCGGGCGACGCCGCAGAGGCUGAUCCAUAAUAAUAAUCCCAGCUGGAGAAAAACAACAUCUGGGUGUGGAGAGAAGGGAGAGGGAGAAGUCUCAGUGGGUGGGGGGUGGGGGUGCGGUGGUACGGCAGAUGGUGACACUGCAGCAGCACUUCUCCAGCAUGGAGGAGACAGUACAAACACUACUACAGAACCAGGACUCACUGGACGGCCCCAAGGUCGACCCACUGGACCUCAUGAAAGCAUACAAGGACAAACUCUUAGAGGAAAUGUGGAAGCAGCAGGACAAUCUGGAGGCUCCUGCAGCCGCGGCAGCAGACGUGCCCGCCUCGCCCGAGGCCAGCGGUGGAUCUGAGGAGAAUUCAAAGGACAGCAAUCCCCUGCUAGAGCGACUCAGAGCCCUGGAGGCGGAGAAUUCUGCUCUGUCGAUGGAAAAUGACAAUCAGAGGAAGCAGUACGAGCGCUGUCUGGACGAGGUGGCGAACCAGGUGGUCCAGGCUCUUCUCACACAGAAGGACUUGAAAGAGGAAUGUGUGAAGCUGCGGACGCGCGUGUUUGACUUGGAGCAGCAGAACCGCAUACUGAGCGUGCUGUUCCAACAACGUGUCAAAAUGUCCACGAGCCCCGUCUCCCAGGAGGUCCAAAGAAAUGGAAAAGCGAGUAUUCCUGCGGGAAGGUGGCCCAGCCUGCUGAGCCUGACUUGCCCACGCAGUAGCGGCAGUGGCAGUGGGAGUGAUCUGUCACUAUCCAGUGGUUGUAGUGAGUACUCCAGUGGCUCCCAUACAUGGGCAGAAGGACGUGGCUUCUCAAAGCUGUGCGCUGCAAGCCGGGACAAAAGGCUCAGUACUGGCUCAGUAUCCAGUAAUCAUUCAGCACCCUGUGCACAGCAGACAGAGCUUGGAUGGAAAGAAGGCCACAUUCUGAAAGGCCUGAAGCAUCUCCAAAUGUGCAGCUCGAAGGAAAUGUCCUCAAAUGCAUCAAAUGCACCACACUGCAAAGAUUGUAUGACCUCAAAUGAGGGCAUAUACUCGCUUGGUGUUAAGUGUUUCCCACCGGGGGCUACAGCCAAACAAGUAGCUCCUAUGAGUAAAUCUUUUAAAGCUGGAGAAAGGAUCACUGCACUGGACUCUGAUGAUGCAGAUGACGAAUCAGCUAAAUUAAAAAGAAGGGAUUCUGGUGAUCAACCAACGAAUGAGCUUCUGUGCUUGGAAAAACUAGCUGUCACUAGGGAUGACGAUGGCAAUUUGCUUGUCGACCCAGUGAAACUUUCUGAAACUUCCGGUCUUUUUCCUUCACCUGUGAUGGACAACUUCUUAUUUUUGGAAGGUCCCACAGUAAAACCUGGUGUAAGCCCGACAGAUACCCUUGCACACAGAGAGGAAAAAAAUGAAGACUCACUAGAAAAAAACAGAGCGUCAAGCAUGAAAUUCAGUGACAGGAACAAUAACCACGAAAAGUCUGCUGAUCGUAAAUCCAGACUUGAUCUCGUCAAGAGACAGCAGGGCAAAUAUGCCAUCAAGCAAAUAGAAGACGGGACAAGAGAUGUGAACUUGUCUAUACCACAUACUGCAACUAGAGCUCUUAGCUGUGUGGACGAAGCCAGACAGCGAAGCUCCUCAGUGGAGGUUACUCACUGCAGAGACCAGGUGGCUCAAGCUGACGGUAACCAAGACAACACAAUCUCAGAAUCCCCGCAGAGGAAACCAAAACCUCAGCCAUGUGACUCGGCAAGAAAGGCUUUUAUUUUGCGAAGCAAGAGUGCAGAUGGAGGACCGGAGCAAGCAAAGCACACACAUUCUCCUCUCCAUCAAAAGCUUAUUAAGGGUCCCAGAUCCAAAGGACAGUCAAACCCUGCAGGUCAAAGUGUCCCUUGCAAAAGGACAAAUGUCAGUACAACACACACGUCAAGCAAAGGAGCAUUAGCUAAAGCUGAGAAAGAAGAGGAUAUUGUAGUAUCAAAGAGUUCCAAGUCUCUCGAGAGUGUGCAGCACUGCUCUCCCCUUGCUUCUCCUGUGAAAUAUUCAAAGACCUUCAACAAGCCACCAGGAGUCAACGAGAGCUCAGAGAGCCCCGUGAAAUUGGCUUUGCAAAUUACAAGACCUCAGACAAGCAACGACCCUGUGGAAGAGAGCAUGUAUGAUAACUUCUGCUCGCCACAAACACAACAACGCCAAGGCCAGCACAGUGAUGUGGCCCAUUCAGAGCAUACAUCCACACCCCCUCCACCACCACCAGGUCGUACUUCUUCUCUCCUACUUAGACCAAGUUGCGAGUCCUCUGGAGGUCAGGCUCAAAGCUCUUCCACUCUAAAGACACCACCAAGCACCUCAGAGCCACAGUCUUAUCAGCUUUCUCCUGCUUUGCAGCCUCAGUCCAGUUCAACAAAAGACAAUCAAUAUGUAGAACAACAAAUGGGCGCUGAAAGUAAACCACUGAAGGAUGGCCCUUCUAAUCUCUACCAUACCCACACUUCCAAGGCCACGCCUGUCUCAGGACAAGAACCUCAAGUGUCAGUGUCAAGACAGUUAUCUAUGGACAAACCUAUUAUAUGCCAUGAUGAAACUUGGGCUCCCUCAAUCCUACCAACUCAGAGCAUCUUACAAAGAUCCCAACAGAGUGUUAGUGAACCAAAACUUUCUGAAGUCUUACCACAUUUAUAUUCUAAUGUUUACUACCAUGGGACUUCCAAUAAUUCCCACAGUUCCACCUCAAGAGCUGUAAAAAUGGCUCUUCCUGUAAACGCUAGAUCUAAUGAGGCAAUCACAGGACAGGAGACCAAUCAUUUUCUUGUGUUCACAAGGCAGAACAUUGACAAUACAAACUCUACUUCGAAAAGUGUCCAGGCUUUUCAGACUUUCAUGUGUGAUCCCCAGAUGUCACAUGAAUGUGGUGCUCAUGACAAGGCCCGCAGGAAGAUUGACACCCGCUGUAACUCACUGGAUUCUGAGCCUUCAGUUUACCCUGUUGCAUCAGACAGUGGUGUGAUGUUAGACUGGGGAUUUGAUGAGGAAGGCUGGCUAUUUAAAAGAUCUGUGUCAGUUUCCACUAGACCUCUUCUUAAGCCAGUGAUGGGCAUGAAUGGGGCCAAGGCUCGUAGCCAGAGUUUUGGUGCACGCUACAUGGAUAGACCAAGCUUCAACAGAUCUGGAAAGGUCCGCACCCAGAUAAAAACACAAUCAGGGAGCUCCCUAAACUCUCUUGGUGAUGUCCUCCCAGGAAGUAUGAGUUGCUCCAGCAGCUACCAUUGUCCCAUGAAUCGAUCUCUUUUGAACAACUUCAUGAUUGAGGAAGGCCUGACAGGUCCUUCGUAUUUGGGGUCCUCCAGUGAAAGACUGCAAAGUCUUAAACUCCAGCGCGAGCAGGCAAGGCGCAUUCAAAUUGAGCAGCAGUUUUCAAGCGCCUUUGGUGAGCCAGUCUCUGAAGAGCCAGAGGGAAGUACUAUAACCACAAUUGAAGAGAAAGUGAUGCUCGGGAUAGAAGAGAACUUGCACAAGACUCAAGAACAAGAGAGAACCACUGAAGUGAAACAGAAAUCAGGCUCAACCUUGGCAAAUUGGUUUGGUUUUCGAAAGAGUAAGCUUCCUGCGCCAAGUGGCAAAAAGACUGUUCCACCUAAAGUCAAAGAGGAGAAGAGAGAACAAAAGAUUACGUCACUUCUGGGAGGAAAACAGGCAAAGUCUGACAAAAAGAGGGAGAGAAGAAAAAGUGAAGGAAAAGACUGCUCUGUCGGGAGAAGAGAGUCUCAUGAUGCAGUGCGGGCCUGCAUAUCAAUGCCAUGUCCAGGAAUGUCCCUGAAUGAGAUACAAGGACAUACGGACAUCACUGGGGACCCAAAGAUGAGCCAGAGAGCAGAGAGUGAGAAUGGAUCUACUGUGAAGAACACCAACCAGGAAGCACUCAUAGGCUCCGGCUGCAAGAUGCGAACGUUGGACAGUGGGAUUGGGACCAUCUCCCUGCCUGAAUCCUGUUCCUUCUUCUCCUCCAUACUGCAUCUCCUCCCCAAAUCCUCACCAACCCCAGAACAGUCCCUCAGUCCUCCCAGUGGCCCCGGCUCCUCCAGCGAGGACGUGUCUCCUUCCCCGUUACCCCGGUGGAGAAUCCCCGCCAGCUUUAAGGACAGAGGCCAAGUGGGGAUGCCCAACUCCCUGUCUGACUCAUCCGUGGCCCUUAUCCCGUCAGUGCCUUUCCCCACUGUGGCCUUCCUUCAGCCCAUCCAGCCCCAGUCUGAACCCAUUGUGACAUCUGCCAGUGUGUGUGAUACCCAGAGCAGACUCCCCAGACCAGCAAAAGGUGGAAUGGAACCAAAGAAGUUAACGUACAUGAAAUCGUCGAAAACUCGAGCGGCUCCGAGCCAACAGACAGAGCAGACGAGGCUUCAGCUCGCCAACUAGUUUCCGAAGUGGAAUGAGUCGUCCGGGGUCGAAGAAAACCGAACAGUCACUUGGAUUUAUCACUUUCAGUCCCCACAGUUUGGACUCUCGUGUCUUGUGUUUGUGAGGAUGAAAACUCCACAGCGCUUGGCACCGCUGGCUUCCUCAUGUGCUCGGCGUCGAGAGGAGAGACUCUGUAGCCUUUUCAGAUGUUGCAGUGAACACACUGGGAGCCAUUUUGGAGGAUGGGCAGCUCGCUGGCAUCAGCUGUGAACACCUGGUACCACUCUGCUGCAUCACUACAGUCACAUAGACACCGUUCAUUUCAUUUCACCCCUGACAACAAACACUGAGCGUUCAAAUUCAUCUGAAAGUUAGUGGCUGCACAUGUUAACUACCAUAAUCUAACUAAACUCAAGCGGUACAUGCACUAAUAUUAUUAGAGAAUGAAGUCGUAACUGUGACCCAGUGAAUGCAUGUACUGCAGAGAGUUGACACCACUGCACAGAAGUCGCUGGCAAAGCAGAAGCAGAAGAGUCUUAACGGUGCCGGUAUCGUAUUUCUCUCAACUACGUCAACAACAAAUCCAGAGUUCUCAUCUCGUUCUCUAGUCGGUCGGUGAAAACAUCACACAGUUCUUUGUGUUUACAGCACAUUAUGUCGAUUUUUGUAACACAACACAUCACGCAUGCAGUGGAAUCCCGGGGGUGAUCGUCUCUUUCCUGACUCCUCCCACCAGAUUAGCAUGAGCGGAUGACAAACAUUCAUGAAGGACAAACAACCUGAGGAAAAUCUCCUCAUUUCGCUCAUUGUAUAUCACUUACCAUCCGACUCUCUUGCAGUGUGAUGCGGCGGCAGCACUGAUCUGCAGCAUCUCCUGCACCUCUGUCGUGCACCCGUUUGCCUUUAAAAAUCAUUAAAAAACUAAAUAAUAUUAAAUUAGUUUUCAACUCUGUGCACUCAUCAGUGCUGCACAAUAAAACGUUGUUAAAAUUAAAUUAAUUGAAUCGGGAAAGUGAGGGAACUUCUUUCAUCAAAUCUGUUUUUUUUGACUCCCUGAUGACGGCUCGAGGCUGAAAAGUGUUUGUUGUAAUCGGUUCAACGUGACCACGCCACCACAUUAAAGGCAUUUUUAUUAGUUUUUAAAAGAGAGUGCCUUCCUUCCAACUUUGUUUGUACACGUUUCCCAUCCAAAGAGCACCUCUUAUUAACCUCUCAUGUGAGACCAAGAAGCAGUUUUUAACAGUUAAAUCACGGGUUUACAGGCACAGCACGAGCAGACCAGAAUCCAGAAUGGCUCCGGCAGCUGUGGUCAGUGUCGGGGGUAUUUUGUCCUUGCAGAACAAAGGUGAUGAUGUAGCUCAGUCAACGAUGUAAGAUCUUCUGUAGAUUUACUGUCGCUGAUGUAGUUUUUAGAAAGAAAAGGCACCAAACUGAUUUCCUGAGAUUCCCGAUGUACAGCACUUACAUACUACUGAUUGCAUUCAUGAGCUCUACAGCUGACAGAGCAACGUGCAACUCUUUAAAGUGUGCAAUAACUUGUUGUAUGCUCUUUUUUUUUAAAUUCACUGUUAAUAUCAACCUGCAUGCAGCCAGUUUUCUGGCGUAUUGUAACCACGAAAUGCACCGUAUGAACCGCCGUACCAGGUUAAAAACUCUUUAUGAAGUAAGGCACAUAAGCUGUAAGUAAAACCGUGUACAGUGAGGCUGACCGUCACGCCUGCAGUUACCCAGUCGUUGUUGUUUUUUUAAAACAGUGAUGAUCCCUUGAAAUGAAGCUGCACUCUGAUUUUAUUUAUUUAAAUAUCAUGCCAUAUCAUAUUAUAUUAAUCAUUAUACAGUAUAUAUAUAUAUAUAUGUUGAUAUUAUCAUAAGCUAUUUUUCCACAGUCAUGACAUCAAGACAGAGCAGUGAGUUGUUGCAUGUAACCUUGGCUGUGAAGCUCCCAGCAGGCGCAGAAUUAUCGUGGACAUUGUUUUGCAAGCUCAGGGAAAAUACAAUCUUUUAUUUUGUCUCUGAUAGAUGCUGUGGAUUAAUACGUUUAACCAUUUCACCGCAGCCGUAACAAUCCGUGUGUCACUCGUUUAUUCGUUUUUUUCAAAGUAAAAUGAAAAAAAACGGACAAUGACCGAUAUUUUGCUCAAACAAAAAAAUAAAGAAGAAAAGAUGUUCUGCCUUUGUUUUCAUCAAAAAGAGCCAUCUUCCGAGCUGGAGUGCAGGGACUGUCUACAAAGUGCAACACCCAAAAAGGAUAUUUAAAAAAAUAGAAUUCAAUAACUUUACCGUAAUAAUUGUGAAAACGUCACUUAAGUCUCCUGCAGGUCGUACUACACCACUCAGGUUUUAAAAAAAAUAACACAAUAUACACAUUGGUAUAAUUUUUUUUAAAUGAAAUAGCAAAUACAAAAUGACUUACUGACAGACAGAUAUAUAUAUAUAUAUGGAUAUUUUCUCCAUGGUCAUGUCUUCUGGUGUCAGAGUUAUCCUUUUACUUCCAGUGAAAAGCAAGAAAAUGUCAGUUUUAUGAUCCGGGAGAUCAUGUGAAGCGAAACACUUGUUUGAGCACAAUAUCAGAAAUUGGAAAAAAAAAAAGAGUCAUUAUCCAUUGUUUAUUUUGAAAAAUGAAUGAUACACGGAUUCAUAACUCACCAGAUUUCACUGUAUUCAAACUAGCUGCUAAGCUAGUGUUUUUGUCUGUACAUUUAACCGUAAACAUGUUGCACCCACUCUCUCUCUCUCUCUCUCUCUCUACUAUGUCCUUUACAGUGAUGUUUUUCAGUGUCAUGUCACUCCCGUGUAGAUAUUCUGCCAAAAUCUCAUUAUUGCCAAACACUGCUCUGAGCUAAUCACAUUAUACAGAGAAUGAAUGCAACUUAAUCUACAUAUCAGACUUGUCAUGGUGACUAUAGCCAUACUCUUUUUUUGAAGAAAUAGAAUCAGUUUACACGUGACGUAGAGCUAAAAAAAAAAAAAAAUAAUAAUAAUAAUAAAAAAGCACUGUAAAUGUUGCACAAUGCCAUUAUUAUUUAUCUCAUCUUAUUGUAGUUACCUCGUCCUGGCUCUUGCUACACGUACGCGUGAUGAGGUCAUACAUGUAAAAUGGCAGCAGACCAGUUUAAAUGAGAUAUGUAGCGUUGUACAGGUGAAGCGAGGCGGCGGUGGCGGUGGAUCAGGGAAAAAGGAUCGGCUGCACUGACAUACGGGUAGAUGGAGCAUGAUGUCUGUGUUUUUCAAAAGUGGCUCACAUAACGACGAGCGUGACUCUCGCGAGAGUAUUGUAUUUUUCUAACACGUACUCUAACGCCCUGUAUUUGUACUCAGCACUGACGAGUGUACUUUAAUAUUUAAUGCACAUUAUUGUUGCUCACUAUUACAGUAAUUCUUCCUAAAUGUAAAUGUUUUCCUCUUUUCUUUUUUUUCUUUUGCCCAUUAAUAACAGUGAUGUUCCCGUGUGACAGUCAUCUUAGCAGUUACCCUUCCUUCAAGAAUUGUAUAUUACUGAUAUUCUAUGUUUUAUGUCAAAUUAAAAAAAAAAGAAAGAAAAAUAAACUAUUUCACUACUUACA